UUUUAACAUUUUGACAAAAUUAAAGUGGAGAGAGAGAGGGAAUAAAGUAGGAAGAGUUGGGGGAGCAUUUUGCCGAUUUCCAAACAGAAGAGGCAACAGAGAGGUUGAAAAUCACACCCAACAAAGGCUUCCCCACACCAUCUUCUUCCCCACAAGAGAAUGAACUUUUCCCUGUUCCUCUACUACCGAACACGCUUACUAAACUACGCCCCCUCCCCCUCUUAACCUACGCAUCCCUCCCCACUCCAUCUAUAAGACUAGGUUUUUUUUCCUUUUCUCUCUCUCUCUCUCUGGAGUCUGCGCCUAGAGCUUGGAGGACCUUUUCCCAGACCAAGGCUCCGAUUGCGAAGAAGACGAAGAGGGUUCGGGGUUCCGGCUGGGGUUAGGGUUAGGGUUUUUGAGAGAUGUGGGAUGCUUCAGGCAUUGAUGAAUAUGAUCUCUCUGUGCUGGAAGCCAUUCGGCGGGCAGGACGGCGGUGAGAGAUUCGAUUCCGUCUCCGUGAUCGGCAGCCACUCUGGCGGUGGAGGAAUUGAAGGUAGAGAUGGAUUACUUUGGUCCCGCGAUAUGGGCAAGUGCGCGGCCGGGGAUUUCUCCAUGGCCGUGGUCCAGGCCAACCAGGUCCUCGAGGAUCAGAGCCAGAUCGAGUCUGGACCCUUCGGGACCUUCAUCGGCGUCUACGACGGCCACGGUGGUCCUGACGCCGCUCGCUAUGUUUGUGAAAACUUGUACAGGCAUUUCCAAGCAAUAGCAGCUGAGACGGAGGGAGUUGUGACUACCGAUACCAUUCAAAGAGCUUUCCGUGAGACAGAAGAAGGGUUUACUGCUCUUGUGUCACGGUUAUGGAGUACCCGACCCAGCAUAGCAACAGUUGGGUCAUGCUGUCUAGUUGGAGUUAUUUUUCAGCGGACUCUCUUCAUUGCAAACCUUGGAGAUUCGCGUGUUGUGUUGGGCAAGAAAGUUGGUAACACUGGAGGAAUUGCCGCAAUACAGUUAUCAACAGAACACAAUGCUAACAUCGAAGCUGUCAGGCAGGAGCUUAAGGAGUUGCACCCCAAUGAUCCUCAAAUCGUUGUUCUCAAGCAUGGUGUUUGGAGAGUAAAAGGAAUUAUCCAGGUUUCUAGAUCCAUAGGUGACGUAUAUCUGAAAUAUUCACAGUAUAAUAGGGAACCGAUAAAUGAAAAAUUCAGACUUCCUGAACCAAUGAACAUGCCAAUCUUGACUGCAGUUCCAACUAUUAUUUCUCAUCAGCUCCAUCGAGACGAUUCUUUCCUUAUAUUUGCAUCUGAUGGUUUAUGGGAACACUUGACCAAUGAAAAGGCUGUGGAUAUUGUUCACAGUCAUCCACAAGCAGGAAGUGCCAAAAGGCUUGUCAAGGCUGCGCUACAAGAAGCGGCAAGGAAACGAGAAAUGAGAUACUCAGAUCUUUGUAAGAUUGACAAGAAGGUUCGGCGCCAUUUUCACGAUGAUAUAACUGUUAUUGUUUUGUUCUUAAACCACGACCUUAUAUCCAGAGGCUUUGUUCGAGAUCACUGAUAAUGUAAGGAAAACAAACACGUUUUCGCUUCAUCUUAUUUUGGCCAACAUCCAUGAAAAAAACGAAAACAAGAAUACCCCACACAACCGCCAGAAGACAUGUUAUGGUGCAUGGGGUGAAGAGCAGAGCAGAGCAGAGCAUCACUGACAUGGAUACUGAUAGUGAGAUUACUUUAUCUGAAGAGGCUUUUGAAAAAUUUGUAUAAUGUUGUUGUGAGAAAUAACUUUUGAUUACUACAAAUACCAUGUUAUACCCUGAUAUAGUUUAUUUAAAAUGCACGUUUCCCCUUUGAUUUCCAAUCACUUAGACGUGGAAAGAUA
This is a messenger RNA of Juglans regia (Persian walnut), 1854 nucleotides long. Its product is annotated as probable protein phosphatase 2C 42. Gene Ontology annotation, molecular function: cation binding; protein serine/threonine phosphatase activity. The record is from RefSeq and is a predicted model, not a curated record. NCBI's taxonomy places the organism in Eukaryota, Viridiplantae, Streptophyta, Magnoliopsida, Fagales, Juglandaceae. Gene Ontology annotation, biological process: protein dephosphorylation. Bases 412 to 1533 code for a protein of 373 amino acids. The transcript has 4 exons.